Dicrocoelium dendriticum is the source of this 2374-nucleotide messenger RNA. Lineage: Eukaryota; Metazoa; Platyhelminthes; Trematoda; Plagiorchiida; Dicrocoeliidae. The record is from the annotation of a GenBank genome assembly.
CUCGGAUAUCGGACGUUCAAAGACCCAGUCUCUUGAUGUGCACCCAAAUCCAAGCUCGCUCAGUUUUGAUGAGUCACGGCUAGCUCCCAUCGCGUCUGAGUUCCGGACUUGUCAGUCAAACGGAAGCUUCAUUUGCACCGCUUUGCCCAUUGAUGCCAACAAUUCCCAGGCGGCGCUUGAAUUAAUUGGACUACACGAACGAACACGUCUACGUUUAUGCGUUCGUUCACUAAGUCUCCGAACCGGAGCCAGACACCGAUUUUCAUCUAAACUUGACCGUGGUCAGUCACUUCAUUCUCCAACUAGCUUGUCUGCCUCUCCUGGGUCAUCGUUUUAUUCACCGCGAGGCACCCCCUCACCCCAUACGGAAGACCGAACACAGAGGCGAAGUCGCUCCCUCUUUCGAUCGGAUUUGGAACGACUAAACAAGGGUUCGGAUUCAUCCGCCUCAGCUCCUAAAACAUCGAGGUUCAGUUCCGAUGCACACCCCUCGCGUCUCACAUCUUCUAGGUCCGCUAUUUGUCCUUCUCGGGAGCUUCAUGCUCGCCAAGGUGGAUUACGUUCAUUGUUGGCCACUGAAGUGGCUCCGUACGAUCAGGGCGGACCGACUACACUGCGUCCGAGGCUAUCGAGCUCGAUUCACUCUGGAUACCGGGGUUCCAAACCUGCUUUGACGUCAUCCAUGAGACUAGUGUCGUCAAGUUCGUCCAUCAAUUUGCAGCCUACUCUUCAUCGCGCCGUAUCUCUCGGUGCCAGGGACUCGAGGCUUCAGGAUGCUUGUGGACGGCCUUCAAUUUCACUGAACUCCGGCGCUACGAGUACCAAGAAUCUGGAAGAACCGUCACUCUUUGGGCACUUCACAGCCUCCCCAUCACCUGUCCCUAGUCCCUCCACCACUCCAGCUUGUUAUCCUGCGGAUGUGACUCGUGACACGUCACCAAUGUAUUUCCAAGGCCCCAGUCCGACCUUACAAAAGCACCUGUCUCAGUCGUCUGAAAGACAGCAUAGUCCAUUUUCCGUCUCCUCCUACCACACGCGCGCUCGCACAACCCACCACGCAGACUCGCACUUCAAUCACCGAGCGGCCAUAUCGAGGCACAAGACGUUGGCGUUUCGACGGCAAAAUGCUUACAAUCCCCAGGCUUCACCUUCGCUUGUUGGAGGUCGUUCAACUUCGAGCAACCUGCUACGUAUGAAACGUAAUUCCAUCGGGCUAUCCGCUCCGGAUUUGGUCGCACUCUGGCGCGAUUCCGGUGCCCCUGUCAGUUCCACCCCGCAUUCCAUUGCCAGUUCCUGUACACGUAGCGUCCCCUUGGAUUCCUCUCCACUUCCUGACGCUGACAUCCCGACCACGAUAGCCGGUUCCUCCGAUCCAUACUCACAUGCCGCUUCCGUGUCGAAUCAAGAUAUCCCUGUGUGUCGGUCCGGGUCUUGUGCAGUGCACCAAGCUCUUCACAUCUCCACCUCUUCUGCUGCCGCUCCCAAUUCUCCCCAUAUGACUCCGAGCCCAGUGGCGAGAACCAGACCAUCCAUUCGGUUCCCAAUGCAAGGGCGUACCCUUCUCCUAGCUGGUUUGGGAAGUGAUAGUGGUGGUAGCAGCGGUUGUAUGGGCGACCACAGUGCUUCCAGUGCAGCGCAUUCUCCUGGCUUGGAUAGCCCUGUUUCUCCUGCGGUCUGCAGCACUCACUCUGCCUACUACCACCUGACAAACACGUGCUCGGCGAGUCAUUCGAAACCGGAGCCCGGCACAUGCGAAUCUUAUGCAAUGCGGCCCAACGCCACAUCCAAACAAUUCCCAUCAGGCGAUACACCAACAGAUGCAUCUGGUCUCGACACUUUGAAUUCGUCCGGGGACAUCCAGUCCGCGACCUUUGCGGACACAUGCACAACGCGGCGUGUUUCGAAUGAGGCGGCCAGAGAAACUCAUCGUGAGGCCACCUUCGCAGAGAAGCGUCAUGUGGGUCUGCGUCUUCGUCUGGAUAACAAACUUUUGAUGGAACAUAGACGUUGGUCUUUGGCCUCCCUUCCAUCUUCGGGUUAUGGCACCAAUACACCCGGAAGCGGCAGCAAUAUGUCUCGAAGUCGUUGUUCGUCGAAGGAGAACAUGUUUCAUCCGACCACUAUGAGUUCCACCACCACCACCGCCUCCGUGCCACCAUGCGCUACCAACUCUCCCAUUGUUUCCCGGUCGUCCGACGCCAACUCGUCACCAGUCGGCAUGGAUUCAAUGAACAAGAUCAGCAGAUGUUCCUCAUUCAAGUCGUUUGUGGAUAGACAGGAGGUGCCUGCUUCGGAUGUCACACAUUCUCCUCCCUCUUCAUUGCCCUAAUCGGGUUCUGAUCACUCCAAUGGGUCAUUUCUGAGGACAACAACG